AGUGUUAAGUUGAUAACCCUAACUUUCUAUCGUUUCCAUUUUUGUUGAUGGAGCUGAAUCAAUGUUAAUGGCAGCUCCUUAAGUCUCUACUUUGUAACUUCCAUUAAUUCGAAAUUUCAAUUCCUUUUGUGAAUUCUCAAUCCCUUCUCUCAAGCCACAAUUCUCUGUAAAAUCCCAAUUCCUUUAACCUCAACAUUGCUUCUCCCAAACACAGGAAUUAAAUUUCGGAGGCUUCGCGGAAUACAGAGAAAAUGUGUUUACAUUGUCAUUUUCUGGUGUACUGUCAUCAACCAAUUGGAUCCCAACGGUCUCUGCACAAGGGAUUUCUCGCUGUUUUGCCAUUUUCUCCCGUCUCUCCCUCCUUCAAAAUCGUGUUGCCUAACUUCACGAACCGAAUUCUGAAGCAUGAAAUUUAAUUUUAGUCUUUUCCUUUUGUUCUCUCACCUGAGAUGGAUUAAUUUGAUAAAAAACAGGAAAACCAAGAUGACCUUUGGAAUCCUCACACUCAAUAAUCUUAAAGAGUUCAUCUAAGCAAGAAGAGGAAUAAACGUAAGUCUUGGAUAAUUCUGAGAUCCUUGAGUCUUCAAAAGCACCAAAAAAGUGGAGAUAUGGACUUAAACGGUGCUAUUGCGGACAUAAUCCCUUGGGAUGGGAGUCUAUCUUCAAGUGAUUUUUUCCUGUCUGCUCGUACAUUUUCUGAGAAGUGGAAAAUGUUCAAUCCUUCCUUUCCUCCAUGGCAGUGGAUCCCGUGUCCUAAACAGCAUUUGGUUGCUUCUCAUAAGGUGGAAGGAUACUUGUCCAUGGAGAACAUGUGCCAUAUCAAAUCAAGUGAGGAAGAAGAGAGUAAUAGAAGUCUGACAUGGGAAGAAGAUAGCAACGAUUCACAGAGAGAAGAGCCCUUUGAUUGUGGCACUUUAGUAUGUCCAGAGCAUGAAGUAAACCACUAUGAUUUUCACAUCGUCUACAGUUCUUCAUAUAGAGUUCCAGUCUUGUAUUUUCGUUCAUACCAUAGUGAUGGGCAACUAUUGCCUUUCAAUGAAAUUGAAAAGGAUCUUCCCUGUCACUCUGCAAAGUUACUAUCAGAAUCGAAAUGGACAUUUAUAACUCAUGAGGAACAUCCACAUUUGAACAGACCAUGGUACAAAUUACAUCCAUGUGGGACGAGUGAAUGGAUGAAGCUCCUCUACGAUGGUGAUUCAUCUUUGAACAGAAAUGGUUUUGUUAUUGAACACUAUCUGGUUUCCUGGUUCUCAGUCAUUGGACAAGUAGUUGGUCUUAAAAUUCCUUUGGAAAUGCUGGAUACUGUAGUUUCUAACGAUUCUUAGACGUUUGUUCAUGCUUGCACAAAAGCAAUAUAAAUGAAUAGGAGACAAAGAAAGUUUCUGCCCGCCAUUUACGAUUACUGCUGCAGUUGCCAUUUGUACAUACGAUGUUUCUCCAGCAUUAAAUGAAUGGUGAAAUAUAUAUUUGUACAUGAUUUUUACUGGUAUAUGGGCUAUGCAAUUGGAACUAAGAGCCUGCGUUGAAAUUUCACUCGAUACAAUGUUGUUUCAUUUGCUUA
Vigna unguiculata (cowpea) is the source of this 1561-nucleotide messenger RNA. RefSeq names its product autophagocytosis-associated family protein (gene ATG10). Gene Ontology annotation, biological process: autophagosome assembly; autophagy of mitochondrion; protein lipidation. NCBI's taxonomy places the organism in Eukaryota, Viridiplantae, Streptophyta, Magnoliopsida, Fabales, Fabaceae. Gene Ontology annotation, molecular function: Atg12 conjugating enzyme activity. The record is from RefSeq and is a predicted model, not a curated record. Gene Ontology annotation, cellular component: cytosol.